UCGGCGGGACAAGUAUCCUUGGUUUCGAAAUUGUAUCAAGUGUCUACACCGUGCCUUUAUAAGCAAUGCGUGUGCGUACAGCCACACAUGUGCUCCUGUACACGCAACGACCGCACGCAAUAGUCAUGUACGCUAAGUUCUUCAUUGUUUGCUGCGUGUGCGCCGUGGCGUCGGCGGCUCCUGGUUACCUCGACACCAUCGGCUACGCGGCGCCCGCCAUCCAUGCAGCACCCAUCGCCCACACGAUAGCAGCUCCUGCUGUUGCUCACGUCGUUCGUGCAGAGCCUGUCGACCCCAACCCCGCCUACACGUACUCGUACGGCGUGAACGACCCCCACACCGGCGACCACAAGGACGCCCAGGAGACGCUGCAGAACGGCGUCGUCCACGGCUCCUACAGCCUGGUGGAACCCGACGGCCACUUGAGGAAGGUCACCUACACCGCUGACCACGUCAACGGCUUCAACGCGGUCGUUGAGAGGACAGGCAACGCUCAUCCCGCUCCCGCAGUAGCGGUGGCGCACGCGCCCGUAGCGGUCGCCUCCGCGCCCAUCGCAGUGGCCCACGCGCCCGUCGCCGUCUCGGCGCCCAUCGGCCACCCCUGGCGCUAGUCACACACGAGCUAGCUCGCUGUAUCGUUGAUUGGAGGAACCACUGACCAAAGCUUCUCUUCUCCCUACGGAUUUGGUAUUGAAGGCAAUGUAAGGCCCGCCCGCGGCACUCCCUCGCUCAAGGGAUACCAGCGGCCAACGGAAGCAAGCGACGAUGGAAGCUUUGUUCUUUUUCAGUAGCUUGAAUUCUCGCAUGGAAAGGAUUGUUACAGUAUUAUAAGAAAUCAGUGUAAUUUUCUGUAAUGCAGAAUAGGCGCGUCUUAUGUAUGACUUAUUUUUAUUUAUUUUUUAUUAACGUUGGUUUAGUUUGUUAGAGUUCCUCCAGUCACCAAUAGAGUAGGGUCGAUGACCUCGCGAGUGCGCCGCACGGAACCGUCCUAUGUUAAUUUAUUUCGUACUACUUCUUGACUGUUGCCACGGACUUGAUCUUGACGCGCUGUAUCACUUACAUGUAAAUAUAAUGUAUAGUUGAUAAAUAAAAUGCAAUUAUUUGCGCCAAUUAAA
Colias croceus (clouded yellow) is the source of this 1115-nucleotide messenger RNA. It is a transcript of the gene Cpr64Ac, whose product is annotated as cuticle protein 8-like. The transcript has 4 exons. Lineage: Eukaryota; Metazoa; Arthropoda; Insecta; Lepidoptera; Pieridae. Bases 66 to 611 code for a protein of 181 amino acids. Gene Ontology annotation, cellular component: extracellular matrix. The record is from RefSeq and is a predicted model, not a curated record.